AUGACCAGCGAUCAACAGGAGUCUCUUUCCCCAAAGCCAGUUCUGAAAGACACGGCCUCAACGCUCAUGGCACCAGUUGGUUCAGACAGUCUUGAUAUGCAGGCAUCUGAGAUGCCACAAAGCGGAAAGCCGUCAGUCGACUCUCCAGUGGCCGAAGAGCCCGACCCCCCCGGCAGUGGUUUAAAGAUUAAUACGUCAUUCUGGGCCGUCAUAGCGACUCUGUGCUUCACGAGCCUGUUGGGCUCGUUUGAGAAUGCCGUCAUCACAACCUCUAUGCCAUACAUGAUCAGAGAUUUGGGUAUUGGGUCAAACUACGUAUGGAUCACGAAUGGAUUCUUCGUUGCAAGCGCCGCCGUCCAGCCUUUGUUUAGUCAAUUAGCGGAUGUGUUUGGACGAAGAAGAUUGACACUGGUCAUCGUCGGCACGCAUACUCUUGGCAGCGGCAUCUGUGGCGGAGCCAAGAACGGCCCCAUGCUUCUCGCGGGCCGGGCCGUUCAAGGUAUCGGUAGUGGUGGCAUCAAUAUGAUUAUCGAGGUCAUCAUAUCCGACCUCGUACCUCUCCGACAACGGGGCUACUUUAUGUCUCUCGUUCUUCUCACUUAUGCCCUGGGACUUGGCACCGGUCCCCUCAUCGGCGGUAGUCUUGCCCAGAAUGUGGGCUGGCGCUGGGUUUUUUGGAUUAAUCUCCCAAUUGGGGGCACUUCACUUGGUCUUCUUUACCUACUUCUCCGCGUCAAGGACGACAAGACAACCCCAUUGCGCGACAAAAUCAAGAACAUCGACUACAUUGGCAACACGCUAGUCAUCGGGUCCACAGUCUCCGUACUAUAUGCUCUCACGCUAGCAGGCUCUUCCGAUCCCUGGGGUUCCUGGCAGGUCCUUGUGCCUCUGUUGAUCGGCAUGGGAGGCUUCAUUUCGUUCGUCUGCUUCGAAGGAUCACGUUUCUGCUCCCUUCCUGUGGUCCCCUUGAGAUUCUUCAAAGAUCGAACCCGAGCAAUCAUUUUCGCCAACACACUGAUCACGUCGAUCCUCAGCUACUGGAUGCUCUACUUCCGCCCUGUUUACUUCCAGGCUGUACUAUUAUCAAGCUCCACCUGGGCUGGAGUGCAGAUGAUGCCUAGCACUCUCGGUUCGCUUUUGGUGUCGGCAGGGUCAUCUGCUGUACUCUCCUGGAUUGGCCGGUACAAGAUUUUCCACAACGCUGGCUUCGGUAUACUCACCUUGGGGCUUGGUCUACACGCGCUUCUGGACAGUCACUCCUCUGCCGUCCGCUGGGUCAUGUUCCAGAUUCUUACCGGCAGUGGUAUCGGCAUGGUCCUUAACACACUAUUGCCGGCGCUUCAAGCAGGUCUUCCUGAGAGCGACGUUGCAGCCGCGACAGGCUCGUGGGCGUUCUUGCGGAGUUUUGGAAACGUCUGGGGCGUGGCCAUACCCAUGGCAGUUUUCAAUGAUCGCUUCGCGCAACUGGCAGGCAGCAUCACAGAAGACCAGGUUCGUAGAGAGUUCUUAGGGGGGCAUGCGUACGAACAGGGAACCCGCGAGAGUCUGUCUCUUCUGGGCAAUGUUCCUAGAAUCCAAGUGAUUAGUGUAUUUGAGCGUUCACUUCAGAUAGUUUGGUUAGUUUCGAUUGCUUUUUCAGGGUUUGGGUUUGUGUUCUCGCUGUUUGAGAAUGAAAUCCAACUGCGCACCAAACUCGAGUCCAAAUACGGUCUUCGCGAAGAGGACAAAAAGAGAUCAGAUACCGGAGACUGCAGCUAG
Messenger RNA from Colletotrichum graminicola M1.001, 1758 nucleotides. Its product is annotated as major facilitator superfamily transporter. NCBI's taxonomy places the organism in Eukaryota, Fungi, Ascomycota, Sordariomycetes, Glomerellales, Glomerellaceae. Bases 1 to 1758 code for a protein of 585 amino acids. Gene Ontology annotation, biological process: transmembrane transport. Gene Ontology annotation, molecular function: transmembrane transporter activity. The record is from RefSeq and is a predicted model, not a curated record. The transcript is spliced from 2 exons.